Messenger RNA from Dicrocoelium dendriticum, 1871 nucleotides. NCBI's taxonomy places the organism in Eukaryota, Metazoa, Platyhelminthes, Trematoda, Plagiorchiida, Dicrocoeliidae. The record is from the annotation of a GenBank genome assembly.
AUGCUCUUUUUUAUCAGUGGUAAGAUCGAGGAGAUCACCUUGCCGGAGCCGGUAGAUAUUAUCAUAUCCGAACCGAUGGGCUAUAUGCUUUACAAUGAACGUAUGUUAGAGACUUACGUACAUGCACGCAAGUUCCUUUCACCACAUUUGAGACAACCGGCCCAUACAAGACGCUCACUGAGCAGGCCUAAGAAUGCUGAGAAAAACUGCAAUGAAGAUGGGCUCUCUGACAACAAUCAGGUCUCGGAUGAAAUUUCCAACUCAUCGGAUGUGGAGACUUCAGAGGAAGACAAUGGCGGGGCGAUGCAUCUGGCUGACGGUGAGAUACCUCCUGAUGGAAAUAUCAGGCGUUCUAAUCGCGCCCUUCUUUCUCCCGGCAUAAUGUUCCCUACAGUGGCGAAUCUGUACAUUGUGCCGUUCAGCGACGAUGCUCUUUUUGCCGAACAGUUCGCCAGGGCGAACUUUUGGUACCAGCAGAACUUCCAUGGUAUGGAUCUGACUGCCUUGCGAAAUGCUGCUCUUGCGGAAUACUUCAACCAACCAAUAGUGGACACCUUCGACAUUGGCCUGUGCCCCGCUGUGCCCUGUGUACAUAAAGUUGACUUCCGCACUGUAACUGAAACGCAGCUUGCUUCGAUUGACAUUCCACUUCACUUUCAGAUCUCUACCUCAUCCACUAUCCACGGUUUGGCGUUCUGGUUUGAUGUUGGAUUCCUCGGAUCCCAGCGCGAAGUAUGGCUAUCCACUGCACCGACGGAACCUCUAACUCAUUGGUACCAGGUUCGGUGCCUUCUUGGAACACCGCUCUUCGUACAAGAGGGACAGGUCUUAAAUGGCCAUGUUGCCAUGCGUGCGAACACACGGCAGUCUUACGACGUGCGGAUAGAAUUAAUUGUUCCAGGAUGCCAGACAAAGAUAACCAACACUCUUGAUCUGAAAAACCCUCACUUCCGAUAUAACGGCUACCCUCCUGCUCCCCCUCCCGGUUCCCAUAAUCGCUCUCCAACUGAAGUUUAUUAUUCCAACCUAUGCUUUCAACAACAGCAACAAACACAGCAGCAGAGCCUACCUGCCAAUUGGGCAGUUCCCAUGACAGGCAAUCUCUCUAUCCCUGGAGGCAACACGAACCUUUCUACACCUGGUGGCCCUUUGUUUGCCCUAGCUCCAAAUGGACCAAACUCCGCCCAUGCGACGAUGUUCGCACUACCAAACGCAGCUAUCUCGAACGAACAGCAAUCAAUGCAGCUGUCCCCACAAUCAUUAAAUCCGUUGAUCGCACCGGUGACCGCAAACUCUUCAAUUCUCCCAUCUUCACAGCCUCCACAUGUCGCACCUGUAGCCUGUAAUCCAGGGCUUGUAUCAUCCGUGUUCUUCAACCCUUCCAAUCCACUAAUUUCGGCCGUGGACGAUAUUGGUUCUAGCAAUAUCCUUGCUCAUGCUGCAAAUGGAUGGCGCUUAGGUGCUUUCCCCACUGAGUAAAUCUACUUCGAUGGUGACGUUAAACUUCAGAAACUUCUCCUACUCGAUGUACGCCUACCCAAGCAAUUAUUUCGGCACACUUUUAAAUGCAAUGCUCUUCUUGUCCACUGUGUUUUUCAUCCGUUGGGCCAUUUGCCUUUCGCGUCUCAUACUUGCCCUCCUAGCUACGAAGCAUACUUUUACGCUUUAUUGUAUACCCAUCCUCCUUCCCAAUGGAUUUGUCAUUUUCGGCUUUUGAUCGGUUUCGAAGAAAAAUCGUGAUCCCUACUUAUGUUAUGUGGUAAAUAUUGACCGAUGAAAAACAAGUGGUUCAUUGAAACGAUUUUCUAACAUACCCUCACAAAGUGUUGUAAGUCUGCAAUCUCCUACAUUCAUCAUAAAAAUGAUCCCGG